AUGAAUUGGACAAAUCGUCGUCCGUUCAAAUCGCUAACUCAUGGUACAUUUGCAAAAGUAACUGAUCAGCCGAUGGCUAUGGCUGAUCGGCAUGAACGAUGUAUCAUACCUCGAAAUGAUAAACCAAUUGAUGCUCUGAGACUACAGUUAGCUGAUAUUAAUUCGGAUUUAAAUAUGAGUCGACGGCAUUAUCAACCACAACAAAUUACCACAUUUUCGGAUCAUAAUCGUUCAUUACGUCGAUCAUAUUCAUCGGUUCAAUCAAUAUCAACAUUAGAAACGGAUUUUUUACAUCAAGUGUCGACAAUUCGAACAUAUCCAUCAAGUAUUUCACAUCAUAUUACUGAACAAAAUGCUAUAAAUCCCGAAGGUACAAUUGAAAAUGAUUAUCGUUUAGUAUCUAAUGCAGGCAAUAAUAAUAUUGAGAUAGAACAUCGGGUUUAUUCAUCAACCGAGUCGAUUCAUUAUCCUUCGAAUGCAGUAAUUGCUCAAAAUUAUUGUCCAGUUCAUCAUCGACCAACAACAACGAAGCCAAAUUUUAAUUUCAGUGAACAAUUGUCAUUAUCACACAGAAAUAUUCAAGAAAAAGAAUCCCAUGUUCCACUGUCUUUACAGCGUGAUUUAUCAGGCAAAGCUACUAUUUCUGAGCAAAAAUUAGUGAUAGAUCCUGUUAUCGCUUUACCAGUGCAACAACAAACAACUACAGCGGAAGCGUUACCAGCUGAUGAUCAACGUCACUCUAUUGAACAGUUAUUCAGUUAUGUGAAGCUUUUUCUCUGUGCGAAACUUUCCAGUGAUCUUUUG
Messenger RNA from Didymodactylos carnosus, 804 nucleotides. NCBI's taxonomy places the organism in Eukaryota, Metazoa, Rotifera, Eurotatoria, Philodinida, Philodinidae. The record is from the annotation of a GenBank genome assembly.